Messenger RNA from Olea europaea var. sylvestris, 470 nucleotides. RefSeq lists its product as uncharacterized. The record is from RefSeq and is a predicted model, not a curated record. Lineage: Eukaryota; Viridiplantae; Streptophyta; Magnoliopsida; Lamiales; Oleaceae. The annotation marks the transcript as partial. The transcript is spliced from 2 exons.
UAUGUAUAUUGUAUAGCCAUAAAUUACCACCAUUUCUAAGCCAGAUUUUUCUUCUGUUCUUUGAAAAUUGAUAUACUAUGCAUUCUUGGGCAUUUCUGAGAAAACCCGCAAAACGAAUUCGAGUUCUCGCAACACAAAGUAGGAAUCAAGUUUUCAGAAAAUCAUCAGACAAUCCAUUAUUAUUGGAAUCAAAUGGUAGUAAAAGUUAUAAUUAUGGUGAUAAUGAGAAGGGUUAUUCAUUUCUUGAGGCAGUUUUGAGAUCAUUUUUUUCUGGGUUGGGGAUUGUUGGGGCCUUCAGCUACUGUUCUUCAUUCUCUAAUGCAGAUUCAUCAUUUGUGUCUUAUGCUGAUUCUGGAAUUGGGACUCCCGAACCCGAAAAGAAGUCUAGUUUCAUCUUCAAAGAUACAUUCAGGAGAAAAGUUUUCUUCAAGUAUGAAAAAAGAAUGAGAAUGCGAAGUCCUCCUGAAAAG